UCAGUGUGGCCCCAGAAGUGCCACCUGUCAGUGCUCAUCAGUGCCACGUGCCAGUGCCCAUCAGUGCCACAUCAAUGCCACAUAUCAGUGCAUACCAGUGCACAUCAAUGCCACAUAUCAGUGCCCAUCUGAGCUGCCUUUCAAUGUCACCCAUCAGUGCCAGUCAGUGCCACUUAUCAAUGCCAAUCAGUGCCACCUAUCAGUGCUACCAAUCAGUGCCACCUAUCAGUGUCCAUCAGUGCAGCCUAUAUCAGUGUCCAUCACUGCAGCCUCAUUAGCGCACAUCAGUGAAGGAGAAAAAUCAUAUGGGUACAAUGUUGCAUGA
Staurois parvus is the source of this 325-nucleotide messenger RNA. The record is from the annotation of a GenBank genome assembly. Lineage: Eukaryota; Metazoa; Chordata; Amphibia; Anura; Ranidae.